Molecule: messenger RNA, 1473 nt
Organism: Micropterus salmoides (largemouth bass)
Lineage: Eukaryota; Metazoa; Chordata; Actinopteri; Centrarchiformes; Centrarchidae
Product: CMRF35-like molecule 1
Exons: 6
Coding region: 52-1176 (374 amino acids)
Source: RefSeq, a predicted model, not a curated record
GGCAGUUCUCCUGCAGUUGAAUGAUUUGUCUCCAUCAGGAUCAAAUUCAGAAUGAAUAUCCACCGUGUUCUGUUCUUCUGCUUCUUCUCAGCACUGUGUGGUGGAAACACUGGGCUCGUCAGCGCAAAAGUCUACAUAUUUACAGGAGCUGAGGGAGGAACUAGCACAAUUAGUUGCUACUUGUCUCUGUCUCCGUCUGGAAGCAGGAAGUUCUUCUGUAAGAACGAAUGUAAAGCAGAAGAUAUUCUGGUUAAAACAGAUGAUGUCAGAGCUCAGAGAGGCAGAUACAGCAUUGAAUACAGAGAUGGACCUUCUGGAAGAGGAAUUGUGUCUGUGACCAUCACAAAUCUGAUCAAGUCUGACUCAGGACGGUACAGGUGUGGUCUGGGCGGGACUUCAGUUCCAGAAUCAUUCAGUGACUUUGAGGUCAGAGUUUCAGAUGAACUGCUAGCGGGAAACUCUGGUUUUAUCCGUACAGGUAUUGAAGGAGGUGAUAUGAAAAUUGGAUGCAGCGAUACUGUCUAUGGAAAGCAGAAGUUUUUAUGUAAGGGUGAAUGUAAAAAAGAAGAGGACAUUAUCAUUGAAACAGAUGAAAACAGAGCUCAGAGUGGCAGAUACAGCAUUGAAUAUAUAGAAGGAUCUGUAUUUGGACUGUAUGUGACCAUCACACAGGUGACCAAGUCAGACUCAGGACAGUACAGGUGUGGUUACGGCAGAGCUCUGUCUCAAGAUUCAUACCGCACACUUCAGAUCAUUGUCAUAGAUGCUCCGACCACUUCAAAACCAGACUGGACUCUUGGACCAACAUCAGUCCCAACAGCCUCCACACAAGCAACAACUCAGAGCUCCAGUUCGGGAAGUUUCACAUCUUCACCAGCUUUCCCUGAAACCACCAACCAGCUGACAGCCCUCUCCUAUGUCCCUCGCCCAGGUUACUUCUUGCCUCUGGUUGUGUGCCUGCCCUUGGUUCUUGUGCUGUUGGCUGUUUCUCUGCUGGUCAUCUACAAAUGGAAGACAAGGAGGAAUACUGGUUUGAACACCAGAGGAAAUGCAGGCAGCGUACAGAUGGAGGUGGAGUCCGUCAUCUAUGAGAACUGUCCUCCAGUCUCCACAUGUGAAGACUCCAUCUACCAGAACUUCGAUCGAGGGACUCAUUUUAAGACCGGAUACAAAUAGUAAUGUUUGCAUUUGAAUCUUGGUUUUGUACUGUGCAGCUUAUAAUGUGCUGUAAGGUUCCAUUUUCUUUUGGCAGAUAUCAAAUGAUAUCUGAUGAUACUAAUCAUUUAUUUCAGGAUUCCUUAUUAUUCUUUCCAAAACAUUUAGAAAAACAUAAAGAAUCAAUACAGUCCAGCAUUUACCAGUUACUCAAUACGCCAGACUAAGGGUCAUUUUGUAAUGAAAGCCAAGAGAAGCCAGAUUUCAACUUUUAUUUGUCAUUGUUAUUUUAGUUCAAUGAAGUCAUUGUGUGUCAUC